AGAAUGCAACAUGAGGCUUGAUAGAAUUAUGAUGUCGGGUAUCCAGAUUUUAUUACUUCUUUCCCUGUACUGCCGCAAUGUAGUACAAUCCUCUUCCCUCCUAGAAGUGAAGUUGAAAAUGUUCACAGACUCCAAUUUGAAACUCUAUCCUUCAAAUGGCGAUGAUUCAGUUGUCUGGACUACAUCUAAUCGUCAGACUUCCCUAAUUGAGGAAACGCGCUCUCACCUUGAGCAGCUGUUCCAAGUGAUCGAGAACAAUUUGCUAGAUUCCAAAGCUGGGAUUUCGAAACUAUUCGGAAAUGAAAAUAAAAACGACGCUGAGUACAGCGAGCAAGAUUGCUGUCAAAGUUCCAUUUUCGACGGUAAUCUGUCUCAAACUGAAAUGACCAACAAAAAAGUAGCUUGCCAAAGAACAUUCUCGGUGGAUGAAAACUCAGACCGUCCAAUGUGUAAUUCUAACAUUCAGAUGUCAAAAGAGUUCGUUCAUUCCUGGAAGAAUAAGGAUAUAUGGCAGGAAAAGGUGGACCAACAGUGGUACAUUUCGCUUCACGAUAAUUGCGUGAGGGCUUUUAUUUACCCAGCUAAACGCGACAGUUCUAUCUGCCCAGAUCCCGCAGGUUUGCACAAUACUAAGAAGGAAGCUAUUGCAAGUGUUAUGAUUCCUCAUAAACGUCACUGGGCUUUUGUGUUUGACACUGAAACCUUCAGCUUGAAUAAUACAGCCACACUUUUCAUGCCGAUGGCUGCGAAAUGGGCCUUUUCUGCAGCACAGUUUUCUGGACCUCUGGAUACGUUCACGAUUUCCGGCUGGCCCGAAAAUAAAAGCGAAGCGGAGAAAACAGUUCAUUGUGAGAGCCGAGAGCGCAUGCUACAGUUUUUCAGCACUCAUAGUUUGCCGGGUCACGUAAAGAAAUUGUUCAGCGAAAAUGGAACUCAAAAGUUUUCGUCAAUGAGUGAGCAAAUGGAACGUGCCAUGAAUUCAUUUGACAAUUUGGGAAACGAAACUGAAAAGGUUUUGAUCGUUUUUAGUCCGAUGAAACCAGUGAACUUCAAAACACAGUAUGAAAGAAUUCUGAAAAUGAAGCCGCGUUUCAAAAAUGUGAGUCUGGUUGUUUUCAGAAUGGGCAACAUAAUUUUGCAGUCCAGCACGAUUGUCGAUUACUUUUGGACUACUUCAAAUCAAACUAGCUGGAAAGAUUUGGACCCUCUGCUGCGAAGCAAAAGCAUUCAGUUCGUUACUCCUAUUAGUGGAGCAGAAACGCUGAGUAUUUCCCAACUUUUUCCAAGAAGCUCCGCCUAUUUUUUGAACAAGAAACAGACAAAGAUUACCUAUUCGUACCCAAAAAUGGACAAAACGUCUCUUAAAAUGUCCAUUUCGGCCAGUGUAAAGAAUCCAAAAACUGGAAUGCUCGAUGGAGUCAUUGGCGUUGAUUUGAAACUGGAAUCAAUUUUGAACGAUCUGAAAUAUCAUAUUGACGAAAAUAAGACGAUUUUCAUCGUUGAUCGGAAAGGGUCUGUGAUCUUCCACCGAAUGUCCAUGUAUAAACGAGAGGAAGGAUUCGUCCCCAUCACAAUUGUGGAAAAGCCAUUGUUUUAUUUCUUCGCAGACGUUGUGAAGUCAGAUCCUGGCAGGUUUUUCGAAAAUAUUCUGAUAAACUCCAAGGCAAAAGAGUUGGAAAUUAUAUACGAGAAAAAAAUUUACCAGUAUUCGUGCAGUCAAUUAGCUAGAAGUCCAUUUGUUGCAUGUACAGUUUUGAUUGGAAGUAACAAUGUGAAUGACAUAACUUUGGAAAGUGCUUUGAAAAGCGUCGAUUUAAACCGCACUGCGUAUUUUUCUCCAGUUCGCCCUAGUGUUAUCUACCAUGAUGCGGUUGACCAUCAAGAUAAAGAUGAGACCUGCAAGUAUUUCAACACAUUGUCUUUACCCCUAAUGAAUAAAGUCGGACUGUUUGUGUCGAAAAGGGCUCUGUUUGUGUACACUCAUAAACUGUCUAGUUUGAUGGGAGACCGUGAUAGGUUUGAACAGUUUUUUCUUCAUCUUCACGACAUAAAAUCAAUUAUUCAUUACCCUCAAACUGAACCUCUGUUCAAGAAUCACUCGAUUGUGAGUCUUAGAUACCUCCUAUUCCGUGCGUUGCAAUGGAGUUCGGACAAAGAUAUAAUGAAUGCCUCGUUUAUCCGGCGUUAUGCGGCGACUAGCGAUGGCUUCAUGAUUGUUCAACCGGCUGUGAAGUUGGACAAAAAUAUGGAUAUAAAUCAACUCAACUGGUUUCGAAAAGCGGCCGAGGGUGGACCGUACCAGCAUUUCUCGUCGCCGUGGUUGGAUUCCUACGAGGCCGGAUAUGUUGUCUCGGUUUCAUGGAAGGUUCCAGUGUCUGAUACAGAUUUUGUGGUCUUAGGUUUCGAUGUGACGGUUGAGAGUCUAUACGCGCAUACGUUGUAUAACACCCAAAAGAAUCCUGAAAAGCUGGAAUGUAAUCCUGAAGCUGGCAAAGAUUGUUUCUUGUUUAACGAGGAUGGCUACAUAGUUGCAUACUCGCAAAUGUGGAAUUCAAGUUUGGACUCAAAUGCCAAGCAAGGAUUACCAGGCUGGAAAUGGAGAGAUAUCAACAUGUUCAGCGUCGCGUACAGGGAAUCUGACUUCUUUGAGUUCCUUACCGGGAAAUCCGACUUCUACAGCAAGCAUGAGUGUUACGAUUACAGCCAAGGACAUUUCAGAUUCUCACAGAAGUUUAAUCUUGAGAGUAAAGUCAGCUUCGUUAAGCCUAAUAACGCUAACGGGACCAUGUUCAGCGUGCGAAGAGUAGAGAACACGAAUCUUUUCCUAGGAGUGCGAGGCAUUGUUGACCAACGUGACCCUAAAAGUAUACUGUUCUGUUUCUGUCCCAGAACUCAAAAUGAACGAUGUUAUGCGAGGCGACCCUUUGAUAACAGAUGUUGGUGUCCCUGUGUAUACCUGGACAACGCCGACGAUAACUGCAAAAGUUACGAACCUCAUUCGGUUCAAGCGUGGAGUGCAUGUGAACCUCAACCAGAAACCCUGAAAAUGGGCGAAAUCGGAAGUCUUCAAGAGGUAAGAGAUUGCAUUGGUUUUACAUGUUCUGCUCUAACAGAACAAAGCAAGUGUGAUCAAAACCGCGAAUGUCGUUGGUGCGAGUAUGAACAAGUCGUGUUCCGGUCGAACAGCUCACGUACUAUUUUCCAAAUGGAAAACAAUCGAUGUGAGCAGUUGGAUAACUGUUACAUGCGAGUCAGAGGCUUCUCUCCUUAUGAGAAAGCUAGGUACUUCAGAGGCAAUGAUGCGCAGCACUACUCACAUCAAGGUGGGGGCUCCUCAACGACCACUCCCAUAGGUCCAGUGGCAGGUGGGGUUCUUGCCAGCUCAAUUGUGAUAGCUCUUGCUGUGUUUCUAAUCCGACACGAGAGACAGCGACGUCAAAUGAUUGCUAUGUACAAUGCCAACUAUACCUCAGAUGUUAAUGUUCAAAUGGCACCCCAUGAAAUCGAUGACUAUUCGCUUGAGCAAGAGGAAGAUGAUAUUGGAUAUAUGAACCCGAUGCUACAUCCGUUGCCCAUAAUUGCAAUUCGAAAUGAUAGAAGACAUCAUCACCCUAGAAGCUACGCAACAGACAGUGAUCAUGGUUAUAGUACUAUGAGUCCGCAUGAAGAUAGCGAGCCAAAUCCAGGAGCAUAUUCAGACGCCACUUCAGUUGACAGAAGUGUCAUCGAGCAUAAUUCCCCGACCGACGAAGAAUCCGAAAGGUCCUCGACAUGCACUGGAGUUUCGGCUUCGACGAUCGCGAAAGCGAAGAAGCGAAUCCAACAGCAAAGACAGCUUCACGGCACCGGAACUUUAGCGAAUUUAGCGAGUAAAAGCAAUAAUCUAUUGACUGAAGCUUCAACCUCAAGUCCAAUGAAAAGUGACAAGAUGCAAGCUGUGAGCGAGCCUUCAGUCACAGAUAUCGGCAGUGGAUCCGAGAUCGAAGCGGAAGUGCACACGGUUCCGACAGCUACAGUGGCGCUUGCUUUUUGCUAAUACUAUUAUCCUCCCCCUCCCGAUGAUCCGUUCUAUUACGUAUCUUGAAUCAAGAGGCGGCUGCUGCUGAAGUUUUUAAAUGCCAAUCAGAAACUCGAAAAGAAAAAUGCUCAUUCAUAACUAAGUUAUGGCUUUGUAGCAACUUUUUUUUCUAUUUUGCUUUCUUGCUCAUUUCCUAUUUUUAUAAAUCACAUAAUAUCUAUAACUAUUUUACUUAUUUUGAUAAUAGUUUUGUCACUUACGUUAAAUAACUUAGCAGUUAAACUGACGCAAUUGUUUUGAUCCAUUAAUAUGUUUGAUAGCAGCAUGCUUACCAAACAGUUCUCGUAAUAAACCAAUUUUGAAAAAGCUUUAUAAAUUCUUCAAAAGUUCGUGUUCAUUUUAAAUGAUAUUGUGUAGUUUUACCUGUAAUGAGCUAUUUGUAUAUAGAAAUACAUUAAUAGUUCAUAAAUAAUAGUUUAUUUACUGAUUAAAAAGACACUUUGAAGAAAUUUGAUCCAAUAGUUUUUAAUUAGACAUCUUCUUCAAUAAUUCUUUCCAAUAUUGAUGUUCAUAUGUUUCAUUAAAUUUCUAAUCAAGUUUGUUUAGCAUUUCGAAUAGUUUCGUUAGUUUACUUGAUGUGUUCUAGUUAUGGUUAUUUUUGAAGUUUCGCCACAGUCCAAUCGCACUUUGUAUGUCUUUAUUAAAAGUCACUUUGACGACGAUACAUCUCAAACCAUAAUUUUCCGACAAAUGCAACUUGACGCGACAGAAUUGGCUCACAGUAAAUAGCAAAUUAUUAAAUAAAUAAGCAUUCCUCCGUUCAAAUAGC
Molecule: messenger RNA, 4847 nt
Organism: Symsagittifera roscoffensis
Lineage: Eukaryota; Metazoa; Xenacoelomorpha; Acoela; Convolutidae
Product: VWFA and cache domain-containing protein 1-like
Exons: 1
Coding region: 11-4036 (1341 amino acids)
Source: RefSeq, a predicted model, not a curated record